AUGAAAAUAUUUACUACAUCCACAAAUAUUGUAUUUCCACUAGUCACAAAAAGAGACACAUUCAUCUUGUUAAAUACAAAUAGUAAAUUAAAAUACACACAUUUAUAUAUAGAGACAACACUUACAGUAGAUGAAUCUAUUGAAAUACUGUGUAAUUACAUAUUAGAACAUGAACUUAAAGAAGAUUGUGAUAUUAAAAUUAAUAAAAAUGGAUUAUUACUCAAUAAAACAAAUAUAAAACAAAAUUCUAUGACAAAAAUACAAAGUAAAAUUCUUGAAUUGGGAAGAGAUGACAAACAAAUAGAAAAAAUAUUAAAUACAAUUAAUUAA
Molecule: messenger RNA, 330 nt
Organism: Vairimorpha ceranae
Lineage: Eukaryota; Fungi; Microsporidia; Nosematidae
Exons: 1
Coding region: 1-330 (109 amino acids)
Source: RefSeq, a predicted model, not a curated record